Osmerus eperlanus (European smelt) is the source of this 7702-nucleotide messenger RNA. RefSeq names its product host cell factor C1b (gene hcfc1b). The record is from RefSeq and is a predicted model, not a curated record. Gene Ontology annotation, cellular component: histone methyltransferase complex. The coding region runs from base 478 to 5847 and encodes 1789 amino acids. Gene Ontology annotation, biological process: chromatin remodeling; regulation of DNA-templated transcription. Gene Ontology annotation, molecular function: protein binding; transcription coactivator activity. The transcript is spliced from 26 exons. Lineage: Eukaryota; Metazoa; Chordata; Actinopteri; Osmeriformes; Osmeridae.
UCAAUGAGAUGCACCAUAUUCUAUGGCUGUACAUAUCUGUUGUUCCGGAUACGCGUUUAUUUGACCUGCCGGCUUUUCAUAUUUUCUUUAAAGCGUCUAUCUGGCUAAAAUGGCGACUCCCAUAGAUUUUCUCUUGCCUGCAUUACUUGUGCUAGCCAGCUAGCUUUGUUUUCUUGAUUGGAAUGAUCUCUCGGUGGCUCCCAUUUAAAUUACAUCUACUACAUUGUAUGCAAGAGGACAACAUCUGAAAUCAAAGCAAAAGAAUCAUACUAUUUUGUUUUUGAGCGUGCUGCAUUAUAAUUCAUCUGAAGAGGUUAUAAUCCUUCAAGCUAACAUUGUUAGCUAGCUAGUUAGCGUAACAUCUGGCCUGACGAGAGACGAGCUAUUGUAUCUGUGGCUACUGAUUUAGUGCUCAUUUGGAAAUACAUUUUACGUCUGGAUUUUCUUCUUCUAAGAGAGGCGUAAUCUACCGGCACCAUGGCAUCUGGGACCUCAAGCUCAGUUCUGCAGCCACGGUGGAAGCGGGUGUUGGGAUGGUCCGGCCCGGUACCCCGGCCCCGCCACGGCCACCGUGCGGUCGCAAUUAAGGAAUUGAUGGUUGUAUUCGGGGGAGGCAAUGAAGGAAUUGUGGACGAACUACACGUUUACAAUACAGCGACCAACCAGUGGUUUAUUCCUGCUGUCCGCGGAGACAUCCCCCCCGGCUGUGCUGCAUAUGGGUUCGUGUGUGAUGGUACCAGACUACUCGUCUUUGGAGGAAUGGUUGAAUAUGGAAAAUACAGCAAUGAUCUGUAUGAACUGCAGGCAAGCCGAUGGGAAUGGAAACGACUGAAGGCAAAAGGGCCAAAGAACGGGCCGCCCCCCUGUCCCCGACUGGGACACAGCUUCUCCCUGGUGGGAAACAAAUGCUACCUUUUUGGAGGACUGGCCAAUGACAGUGAAGAUCCCAAGAACAACAUACCAAGAUACCUGAAUGACCUGUAUACCUUGGAGCUGCGAGCAGGCUCCAGUGUGGUGGGCUGGGACAUCCCCAUCACCUACGGCGUGCUGCCCCCUCCCAGGGAGAGCCACACAGCUGUGGUCUACACUGAGAAGACCAGCAAGAAGUCACGUAUCAUCAUCUAUGGGGGCAUGAGUGGCUGUCGUCUCGGGGACCUCUGGGUCUUUGACAUAGACACUCUAACAUGGAACAAGCCAGCUAUCAAUGGUACAGCUCCCCUUCCCCGCAGUCUCCACUCUGCCACCACCAUCACCAACAAAAUGUUUGUGUUUGGAGGCUGGGUGCCACUAGUGAUGGACGAUGUGAAAGUAGCCACACAUGAGAAGGAGUGGAAGUGCACAAACACACUGGCCUGCCUCAACCUGGACACUAUGACGUGGGAGACGGUGUUGAUGGAUAGCCUGGAGGACAACAUUCCCAGAGCCAGGGCAGGACACUGCAGCGUGGCCAUCAACUCCCGCCUCUAUGUCUGGAGUGGCAGAGAUGGCUACCGCAAGGCCUGGAACAACCAGGUGUGCUGCAAGGAUCUGUGGUACCUGGAGACAGAGCGGCCCCACCCCCCUGCACGUGUGCAGCUGGUGCGAGCCAAUACCAACUCUCUGGAGGUGAGCUGGGGUGCGGUCCAGACCGCAGACACCUACCUGCUCCAGCUGCAGAAGUACGACAUCCCUGCCACCUCUGCUGCUGCCUCCACUCCUGCAGGAAGUGCAGCAGCCACCUCACUACCCUCCAUCACCCCCAAGAGCCCCGCCCCGGCCGCAGCCUCUGUGGCAAGCCAAGGUCUGCCCCUCCAGGGCAUCACCCUGGUCCCCUCGCCCACCACCUCUGUACCGGGAAGUCCCCUGGGAGCCCGCGGGCCAGCUAUUCUAAAGGUGGCCGCCCCCCACUCGACCACAGGAACAUCCAUUGUCACUGUGAGACAAGCCAAUCAGGCAGGCAAAUCCCCAGUCACCCUGACAUCACUUCCUGCUGGCGUCCGCAUGGUGGUACCAGCCCAGGGAGUCCAAGGAACGCCAAUUGGCAGCAGCCCUCAGAUGAGUGGCAUGGCUGCCCUGGCUGCCGCCGCUGCAGCCACUCAGAAGAUCCCACCCUCCACAGCAACAAUGAUCAAUGUCCCACCAGGCGCCACCAUCGUCAAGACGUUGGCGGUUAGUCCCGGUUCCACCACCAUGCCUGUCAAAGUGGGCUCGCCUAUUAUGGUGAGCAACCCUGCCACCCGCAUGCUGAAGACUGCCGCAGCGCAGGUGGGCACGUCCUGCAUCACCACGCCCAACACCCCCACUCGGCCUAUCAUCACAGUGCACAAGUCCGGCACUGUAACGGUGGCCCAGCAGACGCAAGUGGUCACUACGAUGGUGGGAGGAGUAACCAAGACCAUCACCUUGGUCAAGAGCCCCCUCACCAUGGGUGGCAGUGGCACACUGUUCUCUAACCUGGGGAACCUUGGCAAAGUGAUGUCGGUGGUGCAAACCAAACCAGGUCAGGCAGGAUCCAUGACUGGGCAGGCAGGCACCCAGAUCAUACAGACUAAAGGUCCUCUCCCUGCGGGCACCAUCCUGAAGCUUGUGACGUCUGCCGACGGUAAACCCACCACCAUCAUCACGAGCAGUCAGGCCGGGGGCACCGGCACCAAGCCCACCAUCCUGGGCAUCAGUGGCAUGUCCCCUACCUCCACCUCCAAGCCUGGCACCACCAUCAUUAAGACCAUCCCCAUGUCUGCCCUCCAGCAGGGAGCCACAGGUAGAGCUCUAUACGGUGUGACGAGCAGUGCAGGAAUGAAGAGUCCUAUCACCAUCCUCACCACCAAGAUGAUGACCCCGGGCACUGGCAAGUUCAUCACCACCGUGCCCAAGCUGGGGACUGGAGUUGGCCAGCAGGGCCUAACACAGGUGGUGUUGAAGGGAGCCCCUGGUCAACCAGGCACCAUCCUCAGGACAGUUCCCAUGGGCGGAGUUCGUCUUGUCUCCCCCGGGACCGUGUCCUCGGUCAAACCCACAGUUACCACCCUUGUUGUCAAGGGAACCACAGGAAUGACGACUCUUGGCACGGUCACUGGCACCGUCUCCACAACCCUGGCAGGAGGAGGUGUGGCUAAUGCCACUCUGGCCACGCCCAUUACCACCCUGUCCAGCCAGGUGGUUAGCUCUGCCUCCAGCUCCUCGCCCACACAGGUGACCCUGAUCACGACGCCCAGUGGAGUGGAGGCCCAGCCUGUCCAGGACCUGCCUGUCUCCAUCAUGGCCUCGCCCACCUCUGACCAGCCCAGUGCCAGCUCUGGGUCUGGGGCCGAGGCGUCGGCUGGAGACACCCCUGGAACCGUCACCCUGGUCUGUUCCAACCCGCCCUGCGAAACCCACGAGACCGGAACCACCAACACGGCAACCGUGGCCUCUUCAACCAUGGGUGGCGUAGAGCAGCGAGUGUGCUCUAACCCCCCUUGUGAAACCCAUGAGACCGGAACCACCAACACGGCAACAGUAGCUUCGUCUGGUAUGGGCAGGGGGACGCAACAGGCCUGCACCAACCCCCCCUCUGAGACUCACGAUACGGGAACCACCAACACCGCCACCACCGCCAGCUGUAACAUGGGCUCCAACCAGACGGGGGUCCCCACCUCAAGCGGCUCCGAUUCACCAUCCUCCCCUUCGGGCUCGUCGGACCCGCUUUCCCCCUCAGCAGUGUCGGGCGCUAGCUCGGCCCCAGGGGUUCUCCGGCCAGAGACUCUCCGCACAGGGACCACCUACACCCAUACCACGGCCCGCUCCAACAUGGGCUCCAACCAGACUGGUACGGUUCAGAGCUCGUCGAAGGAAAAGUCGGGUCAAGGGAGCGGGGUCACCUCCCCUGUCUGCUCCAACCCGCCCUGUGAAACCCACGUGACCAGCACCACCAACACCACCACCACAAGCGGAGCCGGCAGCAUCCAACAGACCUGUUCCAACCCGCCGUGCGAAACCCACGAGACGGGUACGACCAGCACCCCGACCCAGGCCUCCUCCAGCAUGGGAGCAGAAGGCCAGGCUGAGGUAGCCCAGAGGGUGUGCUCUAACCCCCCUUGUGAGACCCAUGAGACCGGCACCACCAACACCCCCUCCACGGCCUCCUCCAACCUGGCGGGCACUGUCCAGAGGGUGUGCUCCAACCCUCCCUGUGAAACCCAUGAGACUGGGACCACUAACACAGCCACCACUGCCACAGCCCAGCCAGGCGGCGAGGGAGCGCAGGAUGACAACGGCACCACAGACGCCCCCUCCUCGUCUACAGAGUCCAGCGCAGUCACCACCACCCAGAGCCGUGCCGUCACCACAGUUACCCAGGCCACGCCCACCCCAGGACCCUCCGUACCGGAGAUCUCGUCCAUGUGUGGCGAGGACCAGAAGGCCGACUCGUCUGAGGCGGUGGCCGCGGCGACAGGGGAAGGGGAGGAGCCCAUGCAGACAGAUGACUCUGCUGCCGCAGGCUCCAUCCUGCAGGUGCACAUGGAGACGCAGCCCAGCCAGCCUGACCAGACCCAGAUGGAGCAGGGGGGCGGGGCGGAGCCUAUGAGCUUGCCCCAGGAGCUGAUGUCAUCAGAGGGCGCCACAGGUACGACCCUCAUGGUGACGGGGCUGACCCCGGAGGAGCUGGCGGUGACGGCCGCGGCGGAGGAGGCAGCCCAGGCAGCAGCCUCAGAGGAGGCCCAGGCCCUGGCCAUCCAGGCUGUCCUGCAGGCCGCGCAGCAGGCUGUCAUGAAUGAAGGUGAGGCCAGCUCAGAGACCCAGCAGCCCACCACCAUCCCCAUCGUGCUGACCCAGCAGGAGCUGGCAGCCCUGGUGCAGCAGCAGCAGCAGCUCCAGGAAGCCCAGGCCCAGGCUCAGGCUCUGGCCCAGCAGGAGGCCGCCGCCCAGGGCCAGGCGGCUGCCUCCCUCCCUACCGAGGGCCUGGCUCCAGCCGACAGCCUCAAUGACCCCACCUCGGAGAGCAACGGUCAUGAGAUGGCGUCUGCCGUGACGAGUGCGGUUGCCAGGUUGGCCAGCACCUUUGCCACACCACAGACGCUGGGCUCUGCCGGUCCUGCCAAAAUGCAGGCAGCUGCCACUAUGGCUGACGUGGCCAACGGCAUUGAGUCUGCAACAGGGAAGCAGGGAGCCCCUCCCUCCAUUGUCCCAAAGCCUGCUGUCAAGAAAGACAACCAGUGGUAUGAUGUGGGCAUCGUCAAGGUGACCAACAUGGUGGUCACGCACUUCUAUGUCCCUGCAGAUGACUCUGUCUCUGAUGAUGACUCCGGGGCGAUGCCAGACUACACCCAGAUGAGGAAGAUGGAGCUGCAGCCGGGCACGGCCUACAAGUUCCGUGUGGCGGGCAUCAACAACUGCGGGCGGGGCACCUUCUCCGAGGUCUCCGCCUUCAAGACCUGCCUUCCGGGCUUCCCAGGAGCACCCUGCGCCAUCAAGAUCAGCAAGAGCCCAGAUGGGGCCCACUUGACCUGGGAGCCUCCCUCAGUAACGUCUGGUAAGAUCAUCGAGUACUCCGUCUACCUGGCCAUCCAGAGCAGCCAAACCACCCAGGAGUCCAAGCCCUCCACCCCAGCCCAGCUGGCCUUCAUGAGGGUCUUCUGUGGGCCUAGCCCCUCCUGCCUGGUGCAGUCCUCCAGCCUGUCCAAUGCACACAUAGACUACACCACCAAGCCUGCCAUCAUCUUCCGCAUCGCAGCCCGCAACGAGAAGGGCUAUGGCCCAGCCACGCAAGUCAGGUGGCUCCAAGAAACCAGUAAAGAUGGCUCUGCAGCUAAACCAGCUGCCAAGAGACCAGGCACCUCCCCUGACACGAAAGCUACUGGUCCAAAGAAGGCCAGGGCCGACCAGUAAGGAAGGGCAUCCUCCGACCCUUCUGGUCUCUGACCGAACUCAACCCCCCCACUGAAGACCUCAACCAGGACUAACCCUUGCCCCAAAACAACUUCUACCAGAACUACAACCCUUCCAACAACCACAGUCUCAACCAGUUCCAAGAGUACCCCUUAUUAUCCCAAUGAAGACUUCUCCCCCAUCCCACCCAUGCUUAGCCUCAACCAAGACCCCGCCGAACCCCCCAUAGGGGUGAAGGAUCCCCAUCACUCAUGGUAACCAACCAACCCCCUCCCCCAUCAGUAGACGUUAUUGUGGUGCCAUGGACGCCUUAUUUCAGCUUUGUAUUUUUUAUUGAAAUAUUGCUAUUACUACUCAUGUUAAACCAUUUGACGCACAUAAUUGACGUUUCGUUCUUUGAUUUUUUUCUUCUGUGAAAUCAAAAAUACAACCGUUCUGUCAGGUAUAUCUGUAGUGUGCUAGUUUGUUUUCUCAUUUGUUUACCCUCCCUUACCUGGUUAUUGAACACAAGCAAUAGAAUCCACCAUUAACGUCUUUUGUUGAUGCUUGUGUCAUUAUUAUUUGACUGGGGAGUCGUUAUCAGAAGGAUCUCUUUCAGAAGACAAAGCUUCAUGAAGAGAAAUGACAACCAAAACUAAAAAAAUUCUAAACUAACUUACAGCACUUGGGGAUGCUCUUCAUUCCAGAGGAAAAAGACUUGUUUCAUAUUUGUACAUCAAUCAAGACUGUCAUCUUGCUUUGUGACAUCACUGUGUGUUAAUGCGUCUCCAACAAGAGGGAAGGAUUUUUGGAAGAAUGAGUUCCUCCAAUUUGAAAACGAAUAACUUCGGUUCAUGUAGGUGUAGAUGAUGAUCUUUCUUUUCCCUCUUCUAUCAAUCACAAAUCGAGCUACUUUCAUAGGCUGUGUGGAUGGGCGGUAAAGGUGGUCAUUAGUGACAAGUAAUUUGACAGUUAUUACAGCACCACUGAUUAAGAGCAGAUGUUUUUGUACUUUUGUUCUAUGAAAGAUGAUAAACUGCGCAAGACAAGAGACAAUAGAUAGGCUUUUGGGUUGUUGACUUGGAUUAAAGGAAUAAAUUGCAGAAAACACAUUCUUUUCUACAUUUUGGUUAUUUUCCCCUCCCUUCAUUUUUAAUAGUCCAUAGUAAAUACAUUUGUGAAAUCUAUGGAUCCCCAUAAAUUUUCCUUUCCUCCGAGGCUUAUUUUUUAGAGUUGCCGAAAUAAACUGGGUGUUUCUUGCCCAAAUUGUGGAGACAUUGUUGAUACCCAUUCUUCGUGUUUUUUUUAUUUUUAUUGGUGUAUCCUUUGCUUUGCAAAUGUUUAGUUAUGCAAUUGUGUGUAAUGUGACAAACGUUUCCAGAUAGUUGACAUGUAUGUCUUUAUGAAUGGCGAUACAGAGCUUUUUCUAGCGGGUGGAAGAGAGAAAUGUCGGUUGACAAGAAUGACUGGCUUAGCCAGUAUUUGGGCUCAGUUGUAAAUUAGUUUCUCCAUGUAGCACGAAGUUAAAAUGCCUUUUUAUAUAAUUAUCUGUAACAAAAAUGUUUUUACAUGUUUGUCAUCUCUUGGUUGCUUUUUGUCUGACUAUAUAAAAGAAAUGGAAAUUGGUCUCCUUGCUUAAUAAUGUCCCUGUGUUCUUUUGUUUCUUUCCUAAUUGAUAGCGACUUAGUUUGCUGCUGAAACUGUCUGGAGGUUCGUUAUGGUUACUAUGGUCAGCAGUGAUGUCACCAGACCAGAUUGUGAAUGAUGUUGCAAAAGCUGAUGGAAGAGUUGGCAUUUAACUGAUCAUUUUGGGUAUUAACAAAACUGUUUGUGAAUAUUACUCUGGAAAAUAAACUUUUUAGUGCAUCUUUUUUAA